Rhinopithecus roxellana (golden snub-nosed monkey) is the source of this 1035-nucleotide messenger RNA. It is a transcript of the gene PGLS, whose product is annotated as 6-phosphogluconolactonase. Lineage: Eukaryota; Metazoa; Chordata; Mammalia; Primates; Cercopithecidae. The transcript is spliced from 5 exons. Gene Ontology annotation, biological process: carbohydrate metabolic process; pentose-phosphate shunt. Gene Ontology annotation, molecular function: 6-phosphogluconolactonase activity. The record is from RefSeq and is a predicted model, not a curated record. The coding region runs from base 49 to 825 and encodes 258 amino acids.
ACUAGCGGCCGUCGGGAGCGCUUCCGCCUCCCCACCGCCGCCCUCGCCAUGGCCGCGCCGGCCCCGGGCCUCAUCUCGGUGUUCUCGAGCCCCCAGGAGCUGGGUGCGUCGCUAGCGCAGCUGGUGGCCCAGCGCGCAGCAUGCUGCCUGGCGGGGGCCCGCGCCCGUUUCGCGCUCGGCCUGUCGGGCGGGAGCCUCGUCUCGAUGCUAGCCCGCGAGUUGCCCGCCGCCGUCGCCCCUGCCGGGCCAGUCAGCCUAGCGCGCUGGACGCUGGGCUUCUGCGACGAGCGCCUCGUGCCCUUCGAUCACGCCGAGAGCACGUACGGCCUCUACCGGACGCAUCUUCUCUCCAGAUUGCCGAUCCCAGAAAGCCAGGUGAUCACCAUUAACCCCGAGCUGCCUGUGGAGGAGGCGGCUGAGGACUACGCCAAGAAGCUGAGACAGGCAUUCCAAGGGGACUCCAUCCCAGUUUUCGACCUGCUAAUCCUGGGGGUGGGCCCUGAUGGCCACACCUGCUCACUCUUCCCAGACCACCCCCUCCUGCAGGAGCGGGAGAAGAUUGUGGCUCCCAUCAGUGACUCCCCGAAGCCACCGCCACAGCGUGUGACCCUCACGCUACCUGUCCUGAAUGCAGCACGAACUGUCAUCUUUGUGGCAACCGGAGAAGGCAAGGCAGCUGUUCUGAAGCGCAUUUUGGAGGACCAGGAGGAAAACCCGGUGCCUGCCGCCCUGGUCCAGCCCCACACCGGGAAACUGUGCUGGUUCUUGGACGAGGCGGCCGCCCGACUCCUGACCGUACCCUUCGAGAAGCAUUCCACUUUGUAGCUGGCCAGAGGGACGCUGCAGCUGGGACCAGGCGCACUGGCCCCAGGGGCUGGGCCCCUGCUGGCCGCCACGCUCUCGGUUCUCCUUUAAAAAAGCUGGUGGUGGUGCUGCUGCUGGAAAACAACAGCAUCCAGCCACCAGCCCUGCCCGGGGCUUAACACACAGGCUGUGGCUCUGGGCAUCCGGAUAUUAAAAGGAGCGUUGCUGGAA